AUGGCCUCCGAGACCCACAUGCCAAACCCCAACUGUCUCAUUGAGUACUCUAAUGGGCAGCUGAAGGUGAAUCAGGAAGCUCUGGAGAUCCUGUCUGCCAUCUCCCAGCCCGUCGUGGUCGUGGCUAUUGUGGGCCUGUACCGCACAGGCAAAUCCUACCUGAUGAACAAGCUGGCUGGAAAGAAAAAGGGAUUCUUUGUGGGCUCCACAGUGCAGUCUCACACCAAAGGAAUCUGGAUGUGGUGUGUGCCUCAUCCCAAGAAGCCAAACCAGACUCUAGUUCUGCUGGACACCGAGGGCCUGGGAGAUGUCGAGAAAGGUGACAAUCAGAACGACUCCUGGAUCUUUGCCUUGGCAAUUCUGCUGAGCAGCACCUUUGUGUAUAACAGCAUGGGAACCAUCAACCAGCAGGCCAUGGACCAACUGCACUAUGUAACUGAACUGACAGAUCGAAUCAGAGCAAGAUCCUCAUCCAACACAAGCGAAGUUCAAGACUCAGCUGACUUUGUGAGCUUCUUCCCAGACUUUGUGUGGACCCUGAGAGAUUUCUCCCUGGAAUUAGAAAUAGAUGGAAAGUCCAUCUCUCCAGAUACCUACCUGGAGAAUUCCCUGAAGCUAAAGCAAGGUUCUGAUGAGAAAGUUAAAAAUUAUAAUCUCCCCCGACUCUGCAUCCGCAAGUUCUUCCCAAAGAAGAAAUGCUUUGUCUUCGAUAGACCCACUCAGCGAAAGAAGCUGGCCCAGCUGGAGACACUACAUGAUGAUGAGCUGGACCCGGAAUUCGUGGAACAAGUUGCAGAAUUCUGCUCUUAUAUCUUCAGUUCUUCCAGGACUAAAACUCUGCCGGGAGGCAUCCAGGUCAACGGACCUCGUCUAGAGAGCCUGGUGCUGAACUACAUCGCUGCCAUCAGCAGUGGGGAUCUGCUCUGCAUGGAGAGUGCAGUCCUGGCCCUGGCCCAGACAGAGAACUCAGCUGCAGUGCAGAAAGCCUUGGCACACUAUGACCAGCAGAUGGGCCAGAAGGUGCAGCUGCCCACAGACACCCUGCAGGAGCUGCUGGACCUGCACGGAGCCUGUGAGAGGGAGGCCAUUGAGAUCUUCAUGAAACAUUCUUUCAGUGAUCUUGAUCAAGUGUUUCAAAAGGAAUUGGAGACCCAGCUAGAAAAGAAGUGUGAUAACUUCUGUGAACAGAAUAAGAAAGCAUCUUCAGAUCUUUGCUCAGCUUUACUGCAGAAAAUUUUCAGUCCCCUAGAAGAAGAAGUGAAGCAAGGAAUUUACUCGAAACCAGGGGGCUACCGGCUCCUUCUUCAGAAGUUGCAAGACCUGAAGAAAAAGUACCAUGAGGAACCCAAGAAGGGGAUAGAGGCUGAAGAGGUUCUUCAGAAUUAUAUGCAGUCCAAGGAGGACAUGACUAAUGCUAUCCUACAGACAGACCAGACCCUCACAGAGAAAGAAAAGGAGAUAGAAGUGGAACGUGUGAAAGCUGAAUUGGCAAAUGCUGCCACAAAAAUGAUGGAAGAAAUGCAAAAGAAGACUCAGGAGAUGCUGGAGCAAAAAGAGAAAAGUCACCAGGAGCAUAUCAGACAGUUGACCAUGAAGAUGGAGGAGGAGAGUGCCCAGUGGAAAAAAGAGCAUCAGGAGACUCUGGCUCUCAAACUGCAGGAACAAGCCAGUCUCUUAAGAGAAGGAUUCCAAAAUGAGAGCAGACUACUUCAUAUGGAGAUGGAGCGUCUCAAGGACACCAUUAAUAACACACAUAGACGAUGUGUCAUACAAUAA
Messenger RNA from Octodon degus (degu), 1776 nucleotides. Its product is annotated as guanylate-binding protein 1-like. The record is from RefSeq and is a predicted model, not a curated record. The transcript is spliced from 10 exons. NCBI's taxonomy places the organism in Eukaryota, Metazoa, Chordata, Mammalia, Rodentia, Octodontidae. Gene Ontology annotation, molecular function: GTPase activity; GTP binding. The coding region runs from base 1 to 1776 and encodes 591 amino acids.